AUGUUCCACAUGUCAGACCUCGGCCUGCUCACCUACUACCUCGGCAUUGAGGUGGAGCAGAGGAGGGAUGCCAUCACGCUCCGCCAGAGCUCCUACGCUGGGAAGCUGCUGGAGCGGAGUGGGAUGGGCGAGUGCAGGGUGUGCCAAACGCCCAUGGAGGAAAAGAUCAAGUUGUCAAAGCACAGCACUGCCCUCUUGGUGGAUGCCACGAGCUACUGGAGCAUCGUCGGCGCACUGCGUUACCUCACGCACACGCGGCCGGACAUUGGGUUCGUCGUGGGGUACGUGAGCCGGUUCAUGGCAGAGCCGCGGUAG
Panicum virgatum (switchgrass) is the source of this 315-nucleotide messenger RNA. RefSeq lists its product as uncharacterized. Lineage: Eukaryota; Viridiplantae; Streptophyta; Magnoliopsida; Poales; Poaceae. The record is from RefSeq and is a predicted model, not a curated record. Bases 1 to 315 code for a protein of 104 amino acids. The transcript has a single exon.